This is a messenger RNA of Cavia porcellus (domestic guinea pig), 2820 nucleotides long. RefSeq names its product synaptonemal complex central element protein 1-like. Gene Ontology annotation, biological process: synaptonemal complex assembly. The record is from RefSeq and is a predicted model, not a curated record. Bases 1179 to 1718 code for a protein of 179 amino acids. Lineage: Eukaryota; Metazoa; Chordata; Mammalia; Rodentia; Caviidae. The transcript is spliced from 12 exons. Gene Ontology annotation, cellular component: synaptonemal complex.
AGCGCCGUCCCUCCGCCUCUGCUCCUUUUUCUUUCUUUCUCUUUCUUUCUUUUUUCCCCUUCUCCUUCCCCCGUCUCUCCCCCCUUCUCCAGCACCGUGUCAUUUCCUCCUUGGGCUCGCUCGCUGCCCGAGCGUCUCCAGUCCGGAGAGGAGGCGGAGCAGGGCGGUGCGGGAGGCGUAGCACUGGAGGGCGAUGGUGGUGGAGCCGCUGGGGGCGGAGGCAACGUAGCCCCCGCAGAGAAGGAGCCCGGCGGCGCCAGAGCGGAGCCCAGGAUGGAGAACCGGCCUGGGUCCUUCCAGUACGUCCCGGUGCAGCUGCAAGGGGGGGCGCCCUGGGGCUUCACCCUUAAGGGAGGUCUGGAACACUGCGAGCCGCUCACAGUGUCUAAGGUAUGAAAAUUUUGCUUGGCAGAGUUGAUGAAAAGCCUGAACACUAUGCUUGGACUCUGAAGAUGUUCACAGUUAGAAUCUCCUGUUUGCACCGUUGCUGUUGUCUCCUGAGUCCCCAAGAAGGUGAAGGACUACUUCAAGCUCUAAGAAGCAAUUCUCAGGACCUUCUGAGAUUCAGGGAUGAUAAUGAAAAUGUGUCUCAAUGGAGCCCACUAUUAUGAGGUGGAAGGUGGAUAGUCCCUCCCUCCAGGUCUUAAUCAGGAUCUUCAGCUGACUCCAGGCAAGGCCUGCCUGUACCUCUGUCAUCUGUUGGUUUAACCUCCUUCUCAGACCAAAGCACUGGUUAUCUCUGAAGAGAAAGCAGGAGUGGAGGACUCCCAAGUUGAGCAGCAAGGGCCAGACAAUGCUGAGUCUCCUCUGAUCUGGAGUGAGUGACCUCUACCUUGGUUCAAGGGAGGACCUGAGCCUCAUUCAAUCUGCUGACCUAUAAUUAACCUUCUCAACCCAAUGACACACCCCAUGAUAGCCUAGAAAAGAAAGCAAGGGGAGUCUCAGCUGGCACUCUUUUUCCAAGUGCCUCCCAAGCCUGAUAACAGGCCCACUUGGUGAUGGGUGGUGAGAUAAAGAAUACUGCUGGAGGAGCCUGUGGCUGUACCCUCUGCAUUCAGGAAAUGUUCUGCGCAGGCUUAGACUGCAGACAAGUUACCUCUUGCGCAAGUUUGCUAUAAUUACGCGCCGCGCAAAGAAACAGUACCAGAGAACCCUUGGAGAGAGGUUGUCUUUUUUUUAUGAUGGCCAGAACGUCCGAGAUCUCCAAAUUGGUACCUCCAGGAGCAUUGGAUUUGACUGAGAAGAUUGACGGACAAUCCAACUCAAUGAAGUUAGAAGAGCUUAUGGAGAUGGCUGAAACACUACAGCAUGCAGAAAAUCUGGAUCCACAGAUCAAGGACCUGGUUAAUCGAGUAAAGGAGUUUCAAAAAUUGAAACAAAAAGUCAAAGAAGAGAUAAUAGAAGCCCAUGCUUUCUGGGAGACCAAAAAGAAGAUAUUAGAUUCAUUGAAUGCAGAGCAGCUGCUUCUGGAGGAGACCAUGAGGAAAAGGCUAGAGACACUGAAGAACUUCCUGAUGCAAUGCAACAGAAAGGAAAAUGAAGCUCAGAGGCAGAGAUUUGAGGAAGAGAAGAGGAAGCUGAAGGAAUUCCUGGAGGCAGCUGUGGAGCAGCGUCAACAACUACAGCAUAAGAGGCAGAGAAUGAUGGCAGAGAUGGAGAAGCUGGACAUUAAUUUUCUCUCAGAAACUGAUAUCUCAGAAGAGAAAGCUGACAAAUAAAAGGUAGAACAUUUUCCACAGGCCAUCCAGGAGCCCUGUCCAGGACCCUAGAAGACCAACUCUGGGCCAACUUCAAGACUCACCACACACUUUUCUAAAAAAUGGAUAAAAAUAGUCUUAUUAAAUAGAUUCAGGAAUCUUUAAAGGUUUAAUAUAUAUAUACAACUUUUUGUACAUCAAUUACAGCACAUGAGUGAACAGUUUUACUUGCUAAUUAAUGACAAUAAAUGAAUGAAUUAAUUUCAGUUUAUUUUGUGUAUAAAUUAUUGAAAAGGUGUUACUGAUUUGAUGAUCCUGUGUAUUUAAUCUUUGGCACAAUCUGAUUUCCAGAAAGAUUGGCUCACUGCACACUACUGAUAAUGUAUGCAAAUGGUUCUCUCCUCACAGUGACACCAACUAAACAUUUUUUGUAAGUGCUAUUGUUAAUUUUUUUCUGCAGUUGAAAAUCAAGCCACUCAGCUGAUUUAGUUGAUGGAGCCACACAUUUUAUUGGAGAAAUGUUUGUCUUCACAGCCUAUGACACUUAAGGCAGUCAUGGGUAACAUGGAUCCUGGCUUCUCUGAAGACCCUAAAUUCUACUUUUUAUGUAUAAAUACCUCUUCUCUUCUCUCAUGAUCUAUCAGUUAGCUUAAAAAUACCAAACUAAAAGCCUAAGCAGUUUUUAGCCUCUUUGCAGAAGUUUUUCUGUUCUGAUGGUUAUUCUUCCCUUACUAACAUGACAAAAAACAAAACAAAACAAAAACCAAAGAUAUUCUGAUCAGUGAGGUGGAUUGUCCUUUAAUAGUUGAAUUUGAUGAAUCAUAUUUUGAUGAAUCAGUGGUUAUGCCGUGUUUUCCCUGAAAUGUGGAAAACUUGUCUGGGAUCCUUCUGUUUACUCUGCAUUUCUUGUCCUACUCCAUAGCAGUGGACCUCUGCCACCAACAUAUUUCUUUAAACCAGUCUCCAGAUACAAAGACAUGUUUAUAAUCACACUUAAUAUGUCGUAACUAUCUGGCAUGCAAACGGAAAUGCACUAAUUCCCUUGCCAGAACAGAAGAUAAAUUUUCUUUGGAUGUUGUUUACUCUUAUCAUUUCAUAAUUUGAACAUUAUAACACUGACUUA